This is a messenger RNA of Pangasianodon hypophthalmus (striped catfish), 3923 nucleotides long. It is a transcript of the gene nol6, whose product is annotated as nucleolar protein 6 (RNA-associated). Bases 147 to 3590 code for a protein of 1147 amino acids. Gene Ontology annotation, cellular component: UTP-C complex; CURI complex; small-subunit processome. The record is from RefSeq and is a predicted model, not a curated record. The transcript is spliced from 26 exons. NCBI's taxonomy places the organism in Eukaryota, Metazoa, Chordata, Actinopteri, Siluriformes, Pangasiidae. Gene Ontology annotation, biological process: rRNA processing; tRNA export from nucleus.
UUAGAACACUACAGCGUGUAUGGUUUGUGUGCCGCAUGUUCUCCAUGUGAGAAUUUCCAAUUGCACUGGUUCCCUGGCUACAGGCAUCAAUCAAUGCAUUGUUUUGGAUUUUAUAACUAAAGUAGUGACUUUAUUUACAGAUUAACAUGAAGAGAAAAAAUACACCAUCAGCUGAAGAUCUGGAAAAUGAGAUGGAAACAUUGAACCCAUCUGAGGACGAAGAGGAAAAUGCAAAGAAACUCAACGGAUCCAAAAAGAAAGCAAGUACACCACUUAAAGAGGAUGGUGUCCUUCGCCCACUUAAACUCUCUAAAGGAGAGAUGUACAAAGCCCCUACUGUGGAGGAGCUCAACCAGCUGAAGGAGGCAGAGAGUCUGUUUCACUGCAGUCUGCUCAAAAUGCAGAUGGAGGAACUGCUCAAGGAGGUGGCACUGAGUGAGCGCAGGAAGAAACAGAUGGAUUCCUUUGUACAGGAAAUCACUGAUCUUCUGAAAUCUGUGCCUGAAACUCCAGUAGUGGAAUUAUCAGACUUGUCUUGGUUAUCUGAAUCGGGAAUUGAUGUCCCGUUCAUCCUGGCUCCUGAGGAGACUAAGGGCAAGUUCCACAUGGACCCGCCUGACUCUGUGGACCUGAUUGGGAGUUAUCCUCUGGGAACUUGCAUCAAACCAAGAGUUUCUGUUGAUCUGGCUGUCACGAUUCCUGCUAGUAUCCUUCACCCGAUGGAUGGAAUAAACCAGAGGUACUCUCGAAAGCGAGCUCUGUAUCUGGCAGGACUGGCACAGCACCUUUCCACCUCUCCAUUAGUAGGCCCACUGCAUUUUUCAUGCCUCCAUGGCAACCGGCUCCGCCCACUCCUGCUUGUCACACCUUCAGGUAAGGACAGCAACAGCGUCAUGUUGAGAAUUCACGCCAUCCCUCCUCCGGACUUCCUCAAACCAAGUCGCUUCCAUCCUCAGAAGAACAACAUCCGGACUGCCUGGUUUACUGGCCAAAAUGCUGAACAAGAAAGCAACGAGCCUCCUACUCCUCAGUAUAACAGUACAGUAGUGGGAGAUCACCUCCCUCGCUCUCACCUGCAGUUCCUCAGUGCACACUGUGAUCAGUGUCCUGCCUUUCGAGAUGGUGUGGCUCUUCUCAAAGUGUGGCUCAGACAGAGAGAGCUAGAUCAGGGUGCUGGGUGUUUUGGAGGAUUCUUGGCCUCCAUGCUCUUGGCUUAUCUUCUGUCCACACAUAAAGUGGGUAAAACCAUGAACGCCUACCAGCUGCUCAGAAAUGCACUGCAUUUCUUAACUUCCACAGACCUGACUGAGAAUGGUAUUACCUUGGCAAAAAACCCAGAUUCAAAAGCGCCUUCUCUGCCUGAGUUCCACAGCGCUUUCCACGUGGUGUUUGUGGAUCCCUCUGGCCACCUUAACAUGUGUGCAGACAUGACGGCUUGCACCUACAAACAGAUCCAGUAUGAGGCAUCUCUGUCCCUCCAGUUCUGGGAUGAUCCCACCCUAGAUGGCUUCCAGGCUCUACUUAUGACCCCCAAACCCAUGAUCAGGACAUAUGACAAUGUCUAUCAACUGAAUGAUUUGGUGAAAAUGCAAGCCUCCUGUAAAAAGCUCAGUCUCCUCAGCAGUCUCAUGGACCACAGUGGGAACUAUAUUCUCGCUGUGCUUCCCUUCAUCUUGUCUCUUCUGCAGCGAGGACUCGGGGACAGGAUCCGCCUUCUGGCUCACUCACUUCCUCCAGACCCUGAGUGGCCAGUGUAUGGUGAACCCCCUAUGCACAAAGACCAGCCGCCCGUAUCCAUUGGCCUGCUCCUGAACCCUGAGCAUGCGCUCUCUGUUCUGGAGAGAGGACCUGCAGCAGAUAGCCCUGAGGCGGCUGAGUUCCGGCAGCUGUGGGGUUCUCGUUCAGAGCUGAGGCGCUUUCAGGAUGGAGCCAUCACUGAGGCAGUGCUGUGGUCUGGAUCCUCCACCUGCCAGAGAAGACAAGUCCUGCUGGAGAUCAUCACCCACCUACUGGAACUCCAUGUAGAUAUACCAGAGUCAUGUGUCCGGUUUGUGGGAGGACAAAUGGAUGAUGUCAUUAAAGUUGAACAAAAGGAGUGCAGUACAGGAGAAGAGGAGAGUCUGAAGGUGGUGCAGUGCUUUGAUGAUCUAAGCAGAAAGAUGUGGCAGCUGGAGGGUCUGCCUCUGUCCAUCACAUCAGUGCAGGGUGCUCACCCAGCUCUCAGAUAUACAGAGGUAUUUCCUCCUGUGCCAGUAAAGCUGGCCUACUCGUAUUUUGAGAGGGAAAAGACUUCUCGUGCUUUGGUUCCACAUAAGGCCAAGCCUUGCCCUUAUUAUAUCACUCCUAUUAAAGUGAUCUGUCACAUGGAAGGGAGUGGAAAGUGGCCUAGUGACAGUUUGGCAAUUCGCCAUAUUAAAGCAGCCUUCCAUAUCCGUCUCGGAGAGCUGCUCAAAAGCCAGCAUGGCUACACGUACCGGCCCUCACCAACACACCUGGACGUGUGGAAGGAUGGACUGGUGUUCCGCAUCCAGGUAGCGUACCACCGAGAGCCACAGGUGCUGAGAGAAAGUGUGACCACAGAGGGCAUGCUGAUUCAGCGAGAUAAUGCAGAGGCACAGGCAUUGGAGCUCGAGACCCAGCACAAACCCUUCCUCACCAGCACCCUGCAUGGUCUACAGCAGCAGCAGCCAUGUUUCGGCGCAGUGUGCCGUCUGGCCAAACGCUGGCUGGCUGCACAGCUCUUCAGUGGAGACAUCAUCGAGGAGGCAGCUGAUCUGCUGGUAGCCUCGCUCUUCCUACAGCCGGCUCCCUUCACCCCUCCGAGUUCUCCUCAGGUUGGUCUCCUCCGCUUCCUUCACCUGCUCUCCACUUUCGACUGGAAGAACAACCCUCUGGUGGUCAACCUCAACGGCAAACUCGCAGCUUGUGACUACACUGAAAUCAAAAACCACUUCCUGGCAUCGAGGGAAUCUUUGCCUGUGAUGUUUAUCGCCACUCCCAAUGAUAAGAAUGUCUCCAUUUGGACUAAACAGGGACCUUCAGUUCAGAUGCUCCAGCGUGUCGUGUUGGUUGCAGCAGAAAGCUUGCGUGUACUGGAGGCCCAGCUCAUCAACCCCAGCCAAAAACAAGACAUCCGGGUGGUGUUUCGACCCCCGAUGGAGGCCUAUGAUGUUCUGAUCCACCUCAGACCUCAACAGGUCCCCCUGCUGUCCAGAGCUGUGGACCCUCCUAAUACCAUCUGCCACCAAGGAACCCUGGAUGGGGACGCAGCGAGCUCAGGAGGGGCUUUCCCUGUCGUGGACUUUGAUCCUGUCAAACUGUAUCUGUCUGAGCUCAGGGAUGCAUUUGGGGAUCUGGCACUAUUUUUCUACGACCCCUAUGGAGGAACUGUGAUUGCAGUGCUGUGGAAGCCCAAAGCUUUUCAGCCUCAGCCGUUCAAGACUUCCCUGAUGAACGCCAGACGAGUGGACGUGACUGAAGAUGUGGCUACUACUGUCCCUAACAUAGAGGCCAUUGUGCAGGAUUUCCGUAUCAUCGGGGAGGGCCUGGUCCACAAGGUGGAACUAAGGACUGAGAGAUGGGUUGUCUGAAUUGGGAAGAUCCUUCAGAAGAUCAUCUAUGUGCUAUGGAGUAUUUGUUUGUUGUUGUUUUUUUUAAAGGACGUUACAUUUUAUGUAUAUUUCAAGUUCUUUCUUGAGCUAAAAUGAAGAGAAUGAGUGAACGUGGAUUUUUAUGAAAAAAUAUUCAGUUAAUAAUAAUUAUUACCUGAUCUUUGCGUGUGGCUGAUUUUGUUCAUUUUGAAUAACACCAGCAACUCCAGCUGUGGUGUUUCAGUAAUAACACCACUAGGGGAAAUAUGUAUAUUUUAAUAGGAAUAGCAAAAUGAAGCUUUCUGAAGCAAUUAAAGCUUUCCUCCCGAAAAA